AAAUUUAUUAUUGUCAUGUACUCUAAGAGAUCACAAUCCUAUAGAAAUAAUGAUUCAUUGAAACUUUAUCCUAUCAGUCCUAGUGAUUCUCAACCUUAAGAAACUGAAUACAAAUAUUUGCCAUUGAUUACAAGAGUUAGUUAAGAAUAAUUAGACCCAAAGUGGUAGGAAUGUAAAAUUGAAGGUAAAAAUCUUUUACCCAGAUCGAAUUCAGCGAUAACUAUCUUAAACAAUUAGUAAAUAAACAUAAUAACUCAGUUUAUAUUUAUAUGGAGGGUAUUAGUAUGCAAUUGGUAUUAUGAAAGACUUCUAUAAGCUUAAUUUGAAUGGUCAAACUUAUGUUUGGUAAAAAAUAAAAUGUGAUUAUGAACCAGGACCUCAUUGUAGACAUUCUAUGUGUAGUUUUGAAGAUAAUAUUUAUUUAUUUGGAGGAUAAGUAGCUGACUCAAUAUCAACAAAUGAAAUAUUUAUUCAUGACGUCAAACAACAAUAAUGGAAAAAAAUAGAAGUUAAUAAAACUUAUCCAGCUCCUAUAGAUAGUCAUUGUGCAACUUUGUUAGAAGAUUAAUGGAUAAUAUUUGGAGGAUUUUAUGGUGGCAAUUAAUGUAAACACUCAAAUGAUUUAUACAGUUAUAAGUUUAAUGAGAAUAAUUGGAUUAAAUUAAAUAAACAAAAAGGAAUGGAACCUGCACCUAGAGAUGGUUCUUCAAUCACAAGUUAUAAUAAAAGUGUAUUUAUAUUUGCAGGUAAAAAUGGAGACAUGAGAUAUAAUGAUUUAUGGUAAUUUGAUAUACUGAAAUUGGAAUGGACAUUUAUUUCUAUAAAUAGUUUUAAUAAUAUUCCCAUGAGUAGAUCAGGUCAUUCAUUAAUUACUUAUUAAAAUAAAUUAGUUGUUUUUGGUGGUAUUCAUGAUAUUACAUGGGAACUAGAUGAUUUACAUUCGUUCAAUUUAGACAUCUAAGAAUGGAAAACUAUUAAUUUUGAUACUUCAAGAAGACAAGAACUAGAAUUACCUUCCCCUUUAAAAACAAAUAGAAAUCAACCUAGAUAAAGGAAAACCAAAAAAUUGCCAAUAUUACUUAGACCUAUGAGUUUAAGAAAAUCCCCAUGUCCUUCACCAAAAAAACAAAUUCGUUCUGGUUCCUUCUCAUAAUAUUCAUCUUAUUCUAAUGGUCAUAAUAAUUUUGUAAGUUCUGAUUAAAGUUAAUAUUAAAGUAAUCAAAACAAUUAAAAUAACUCUACUGUUCAUACUACUUUAAAUAAUGUUUAAGAAAGAAAAAGAUGGGAAUAGUAAAAGAAAAAAAUAGCUAUGUUAAAAUUAUUUGAAGUUGAAAACAGAGAGAUAAUGAAUUUUGAAGAUGAUUGCAAUGUAGCUGAAAAAUUAAAAACAUCUAUAAUUUUAAUUGGUAAUCCUAAAUAAGAUUUAAAAUUAAGAAAAGGAAUAUUAACAGAGUUUGGUUCAUAAAUUGUAUCAAAGUAUUUAAAAUUUAAUAUAAUUUUAGAUUUCUUUUACCAAUAACAGGAGGAUAGAAUACAAUUAAUGGUAAGAAACCUUGUGCAAGAGAUGGUCAUGCAGUUGCAGUAUUUAAUGAUUUUAUGAUAUUAUUUGGAGGUGAUAGACAUACGAUGUCUUUUAAUGACUUGUAUUAAUUGAACUUGAAUCAAUUUUGA
Molecule: messenger RNA, 1671 nt
Organism: Paramecium sonneborni
Lineage: Eukaryota; Ciliophora; Oligohymenophorea; Peniculida; Parameciidae
Source: the annotation of a GenBank genome assembly